This is a messenger RNA of Ostreococcus lucimarinus CCE9901, 3729 nucleotides long. RefSeq lists its product with no specific name. Lineage: Eukaryota; Viridiplantae; Chlorophyta; Mamiellophyceae; Mamiellales; Bathycoccaceae. The transcript has a single exon. The coding region runs from base 1 to 3729 and encodes 1242 amino acids. Gene Ontology annotation, molecular function: protein binding. The record is from RefSeq and is a predicted model, not a curated record.
AUGGUGACGUCGAAGGAUGGGACGCGCGUGACGAGCGCCAGCGAGCGCGGCGACGCGGCGACGCGAGACGCGCGCACGGGCGUCGUGACGAUGGAACUCGAAAAUGGCGUCGAUGCCGUUGCGCUGUGGUGCCUCGGGAUGUUGACGAGCGGAGAGUUGGUGGGAGGGGACGACGUGGGGAGGAUUUUCGUGUGGGAGGACGGCGAACGGUUUCCAAUUUGGCGAUUCGCGUCGACGGCCGAGUCGGCGCCGAUGCCUGGGAAGGCAAAACGUCUGAAGCCUUCGGAAGGGCCGCCUGAUCGCGUGCACGCGGUGUCGGGGUGGGUGCAUCGUUCGACGGGGAAGGAGUUCGUGGUGAGCGGGAACGGGCAUGGGAUUCUGAGUCUGUGGACGGUUCGCGUGGGCAAGCCGGUAGCGGAGUUCGGUCCUGACGACGGCGGGCAUCGGGGCGCGAUUCACACCGUGUGCGAUAACGAAGGCGUGAUCGUUACCGGUGGGGCGGAUGGGCGCGUGUUGGCGUGGUACGUCAACGAAGAAGGUCAGCUUCUCGGUCCACCGGAGGAACUCAGCGUCCACGGACAUCACACGGGCGCCGUGUUAUGCGCGGCGAGCAUCCGUCCCGGCUUUGUGUGCACGGGAGGCGUCGAUGGACGCGCGUUGGUGUGGGAUAUCAAGGCGCGAGCAGUAUUAUUUGAGUGUCCGGGCACGAAAUCGGCGGGAGCUGUGCGGUCGCUCGCCUUCGAUGGAAAUGGUGUGCUUUACGUCGGAUGCGCUCUGUCACAAAUUUCACGAUGGGAAUUGCCGAGCGACGAGUUUCUCAGCUCUCGCAGUCGCGACGAGCUCCCCUUACUAACGCGUAACAUGAGCAGCGAAAACAUUAGUCAAGCUGUGCCACACUCGGUGAGCGCGCCGACCCCGAAGCGAGACGUCGCCGCGGAAGAAUUGAGUCUCGCAGAUACAAUCAAGACGCUGGACGCCGUUCGCAAAGAGUGUGAGCGUUUACGAGAGUCAGACAGGAGUCGCGCAUCGAAGGUUAUAGGCCUUGAAAAGGAGCUCGUGACCGUGAACAAGUCGCUUGCUAACGUCGGAGAGGAAAAUCAGCGACUCAGGGCCAAGGUAGAUUCGAUGGCGCCAACGCCGAGCGUUGCGCCGAAGGACGACGAAAUCGAGGCGCUGCGCAAGAAGUGCGACAAGAUGGAGAACAUCGCUCGUAAGCAAAAGACGAAAAUCGAAGAGCUGAAGGGCGAGUUACAAUCGGCGGAAAGCUCGCGUGCCGAGGACCAAAAGCGCGCGACAGACGAGCUCGAGGCGUCGAACGAGAAGCUGGCAGGCCUGCAUAAAGAGCUUGAAGAAGCGCUCGCGGGCGCUCAGGGUGAAGGUUUGAGCGUGGAGGACAUGAUGGCUGCAGCCGAGAAAGCUUUGCUGAGUCCAGAGCCUGCGACGAGUGAAGCAUCCCAGGAAAUGAUGCGCGAGCUGCAUAGCGUGCGGGAAGAAUUGCAACUGUCUAAACAAGACGUCGCGAGUGCGGAGCAGACCAUCGCAAAAUUGCGCACGCAGCACGAUGUGCUCACCGCACGCGCAAAGGAAAUAGAGGAACAGAGCCAAUCCCUUUCACAAUCACAAGACGCAAAAGUGGCGACGUUACGUGAGGAUGUGACAUCCCUUCGCGAAAAACUCGGGUCAAAGGAUGCGGAAUUAGACGAUUUGCGCAAGCAACUCGGCGAAGCGAAGAAGCGAGCCGAAGCGCUCGAUAGGGAACGUCUCGAACUCACGGCGCAAUGCGAAGAAACAUCAAGGCACCAUAAAGACGUUGACGCAUCAAACGCUGAGGUUACAAGAAUGCGCGAAAAAUUUGAAAACGCAGUCACGAAAGGCAAAGGAUUCCAAGAAGAAGGCAAAAAGCUCCGCGCAGAGCUUGAGGCGAAACACGUGGAGCUGGCCCAAGCUCAGGAUGUUUCGACUUCGAUGCGGGCUCGCGUGACAGAGCUUAUGGCGAGUUUAGACGCCGCAAACGAGAAAGUCACCGAUGGGCUUCGGCUUCUUGCGCAGAAGGAGGAAGAAGUAGCCAGGAGUGCGUCGACAUUGAAAACCGUCGAGAAUGCGGCGAAAGAACUCAACACAGCGAAAGCGGAGACAGCCAAACUGCAGCAAAAGUUUGAUAACGCGGUCAAGAAAGGAAAAGGAUAUCAAAGCGAGUGCGGUGCGCUCACCGCUCGGCUGAAAGAACGCGAGAGCGCGUUGUCGGCAUCAAAUGCGUCAAAGGCUCAGGUUGAAUCACAGCUUGCCGCUGCUGUCGCAGAAAUUGAGCUCGUGCGUUCCGAGCUCGAGACAAGACUUGACGACGUGCAGCGCAAUUCCACAAAAGAUACCGAAGAACUUAAUUCAUUGCGCGAGCGCUUGCACGACGCCGAGGCGCGCCUUCGUGCUGCAGAAGAUACGAAGGGCUCCGCCAUUGCGGAGCGCGAAGGUAAAAUCUCUGCGCUGGAGAAGCAAAUUAACGAGUCAGAUGCGAACUUUGAGCGGAUGCGCACCGAACUAGCAGCGCGUGAUGAGGAACGCGAUCGACUUAUAUCGCAGAUCAAAUCGAGCGAAGCGGCCCAGGAGGAGCUUCAAAAGCUUCGCUCGAGCAUCGAGUCAUACGAGACGGAAAUGGUGUCUCUCAAGACUGCGAUAGACACGGCGAAGACAAAAUUUGCCAAUGCGGUUAAGAAAGGGAAAGGAUUUCAAGAAGACGCUAAUAAACUUCGUGAUGAAUUAGCCGCGAAAGAUGCCGAGCUUGCACAUGCCCGCGGCGAGUCAGCUUCGGUAGACACUCACCGCGCUGAGCUCGCGGCGAGUUUAGAUGCUGCGAACGCGAAGAUCUCAGAUGGCCUUCGCCUUCUUGCGCAGAAGGAAAACGAAAUCUCGGGUCUGGCGGCGGAGUUGAAAGCAGUCCAAAGUCGAUGUACUACGCUCGAAGAGGAUAUCAGCAAGAGAGACGCCAAGAAGAACGAUGAAAUCGAGCAAGAUGUGCGGGGACAGCGGUGGCUCGAGGAGCAAGCACGCGCUGCGGCGGAGUCUCAAGUGAGAGAUUUGGCGGAGGAGAACGAACGACUGAAGCAAGAAGUUGCGGCAGCAGCGGCUGCAGCGCAGGACGCGUGGCAAGUUGCGGCGAGCCACGGCGUGCGUCCUGGAGAUUCUCGGCCUGUGAGCGAAGUGGGGUCCCCCGUUCGCGAAGGCUAUGGUCAUCGAGCACGCUCGCUCUAUCAACAACCAACGUAUCGAGGUGCCAUGUCGAUGGUGCACGAAAGGAACGACAUGGUUGUACCCAGAGAAGACUACGACCGCGUCAAGGAGCGAUGUGUAAAAUUGAAGAGAGAUUUAGAGGCGGCGAAGCAGGCGGCAAAGGAAGCUGUGCAGCAAGUCAUCAACCGUUUGGAGCUGGAAGUGAUGGCCAAAAUUCAUGCUGAAUCUUCCGCGAAAGCCGCAGAAGCGGAAUGUGAUCGCGCGUGGGCGCACGCAAAAGACGCGCUAGCUACGGCGCGCGAGAUGCAAAAGCAACCGGCUCGUCAGCUAGCUGUCGCCGAAGCGUCAAGCGUCAAGCCACAGCCACCCCCGGGUACGCGCGCGGCGGUUGCGAUGGAGCGUCAAAACGGUAACGGCGUGGUCGUCAUUCGACAAGAACACUUAGCAUCGAUCGUCGCCGCGCUCCUCUCAUUCAUCAUCGGAACGUGGUUUGCGAAAUUCUAG